Molecule: messenger RNA, 1707 nt
Organism: Amaranthus tricolor (Joseph's coat)
Lineage: Eukaryota; Viridiplantae; Streptophyta; Magnoliopsida; Caryophyllales; Amaranthaceae
Product: probable indole-3-pyruvate monooxygenase YUCCA5
Exons: 3
Coding region: 86-1351 (421 amino acids)
Biological process (GO): auxin biosynthetic process
Molecular function (GO): NADP binding; flavin adenine dinucleotide binding; N,N-dimethylaniline monooxygenase activity
Source: RefSeq, a predicted model, not a curated record
CAUCAACAUUCAACUAUCACAAAGAAAAACUAUUCUCAUCCAAAACCAAAACACUUCAAAAGUAAAAACACAUAAGAUCUUAAAAAUGGAUCAUUUUAUGUUUAAUUCUAAUGAAGAUAUCUUAUCACGCCGAUGCGUAUGGGUAAACGGUCCGGUGAUUGUUGGCGCUGGACCGUCCGGACUAGCCGUAGGAGCAUGUCUUAAAGAACAAGGAGUGCCAUUUGUAAUCCUAGAAAGAGCGGAUUGCAUUGCCUCACUUUGGCAAAAACAUACCUAUGAUAGGCUAAAAUUACACCUUCCUAAACAAUUUUGUCAGUUACCCAAAAUGCCCUUCCCUAAAUCAUUCCCUAAAUACCCUACUAGAAGACAAUUUAUUGACUACCUUGAAUCCUACGCAACCCACUUUGACAUUAACCCACAUUUUAAUGAGUGUGUCCAAUCCGCCAAAUAUGAUGAAACAAUGGGCCUUUGGAGGGUUAAGACUACGGGGUGGGCGCCAGCCCGACACGAAGUUGAGUAUAUUUGUCGUAGCCUCGUGGUGGCUACUGGAGAAAACGCUGAAUGUGUCCGCCCAGACAUCAACGGGCUGGCACAUUUCGACGGGAAGGUUAUUCACUCGAGCGAGUAUAAAUCUGGCGACGCUUUUCAAGGCCAAAAGGUCCUCGUUGUCGGAUGUGGAAAUUCGGGCAUGGAAGUCUCUCUCGACCUAUCUAACCACAAUGCAAAACCGUCUAUAAUUUGUCAAAGCUCGGUACAUAUUCUUCCUAGAGAAAUAAUGGGAAAAUCAACAUUUGAGUUGGCAAUGCUACUAAUGAAGUGGGUCCCACUUUGGUUGGUAGACAAAAUGUUGUUAUUAUUCUCUUGGUUAAUAUUUGGUGACAUACAAAAGUUUGGGCUAAAAAGGCCAAAAGUGGGCCCACUUGAGCUAAAGAACAAGGAAGGAAAAACACCAGUAUUAGACAUUGGUGCCUUAGAAAAAAUUCGAUCAGGAAAAAUAAAAGUUAUUGAAUCAGAAAUUAAGAGUUUUAAUUCCAAUGGAGUUUUUUUCAUGGAUGGAAAUUCAAUGGAGUUUGAUGCAGUCAUUUUGGCCACUGGGUAUCGUAGUAAUGUUCCUUCUUGGCUUCAGGAUAGUGAAUCAUUUAACAAGAAUGGAUUUCCAAAAACCCCAUAUCCAAAUGGAUGGAAAGGAAGGAAUGGAUUAUAUGCCGUUGGAUUUACAAGGAGAGGCCUUGCUGGUGCUUCAUCUGAUGCCAUCAAAAUUGCUCAAGAUAUUGCUAAUGUUUGGAAACAUGAAACUAUUCAAUAUAAACUUCCACUUUUUAAUCAAAUCCCAAAAAAUAAAAAAAAUUAAAAAUAAAAAAAAAAUGAUCAUAUUCGAGAAAGUUAAUUGGAAAAAAAGCAAAUUAAAAAUGUGACUUGAAUAUGAAUAUUAUAAAUCUGACGUCUUUUAAAUAAACAACCCGAACAAUACGUAAAUAUUACUAUGACAAAAGAAAGAGUAUAGAAUAGUGAGAAAGGUAGUAAGAUUGGGAGCCCUCUCGGAAAGCUAGAAGCCCAAAGUUUUGACCUUACUAUUUUUGGGUAUUUUAUGGUGUACUUUUAGGAUGAAGAGGCUUUUUUUUUUUUUUUUUUUUUUUUUUUUUUUUUUUGCUUCUUUCAUUCUUUUUUUGGUAUGUAAUAGAAUAUCUCCUUGUAUAAUUGCUACAU